AUGGAUGUUUUCUGUUCUGUUUUGGCUUUAUGGUUCCAGCUCCAUUCGCACCCAACAAUUAAGCUCGAACCCAACCGUCAGUCCAUAAUAGGUUACUCAAGACACAUCCCCGUGGGCUGCGAAAUGCGCCCUUGCAAACCUGACGAGAGAGACUCUGGUACCCCUGUAGAGGUACUUGUUGAGUACUUUCGCCUGGCCGCUCAGGGCUGGCUCACCCCGUCUCCGUCUCCCUGGGACCCAGCCCCUGCAGGCCCAAGCCCAAUGUCCAGUCCGCCCUGUCUACUGUCAAACCAGGAUGACUUGAGGCUGUUGCCCCACUGCCCAUGUCAUGCCCAAGAACUGGCCGUUCGCCGCAUCGCAUAG
This is a messenger RNA of Fusarium graminearum PH-1, 363 nucleotides long. RefSeq lists its product as uncharacterized. The coding region runs from base 1 to 363 and encodes 120 amino acids. The record is from RefSeq and is a predicted model, not a curated record. The transcript is spliced from 2 exons. Lineage: Eukaryota; Fungi; Ascomycota; Sordariomycetes; Hypocreales; Nectriaceae.